GCAAUCGUAAACCACUCGAAAUCUUUUCUCUUCCAACUCUCGAACACGCAAAAUACAGCUUUGCUGAUCAACAGCUCGACGUGCUGCUGAGAUAUUGAAUAAUGAGGCCAAUUCUAUUACAAGGUCACGAACGAUCACUCACUCAAAUCAAGUUCAAUUCAGAAGGGGACUUACUGUUCUCAUGCUCGAAAGACCAUAUCAUCAAUGUUUGGUUCUCACACAAUGGUGAACGCCUAGGCACAUACGAGGGCCACAAUGGCACAGUAUGGACAAUCGACAUUGACUCACAAUCAAGAUUUCUCGUCUCUGGAUCUGCCGACAAUGAGCUACGUCUGUGGAAUGUAUCCGACGGCAAAUGUUUAUACGUUUGGGAGUUCCCAACGGCCGUGAAGCGUGUGGCAUUCAGCGACGAUGACGAGCGUGUCGUUUGCAUCACUGAGCAACGCAUGGGCCAUCAAUGUGUUAUACGAGUGUUCAAGCUGAACCACGAUGGAGAUGGAACGACUCAAUCUCUGGAACCAGAACAUAUGUUCAGUCCCAUAGGGUCUAAGGCCACCGUUUGCGCAUUCACAUAUACCCCAAACCUGAUCAUAACUGGUCACGAGUCUGGAAAAAUCGCUCUUUUUGAUGUCGUCACCGGGACAGAAGUUCUCAACAACGAGCGUGCGCACAUGGACGUCGUCACAGAUUUGCAAUUGUCUGCCGAUCGCAGCUAUUUCGUAACAAGUAGCAAAGACAAAACUGCUCGGAUACACGACACGAAAACUCUUCGAGUACUCAAAACUUUCACAACAGAGACACCUUUGAACAGUGCAGCACUAGCACCCAACAAACCAUACGUUCUAGUAGGUGGUGGUCAGGAAGCGAUGCAGGUCACCACUACGUCGCUGCGGCAAGGCAAAUUUGAAACCCGUUUUUGGCACAAGGUCUUUGAAGAGGAAGUUGGCAGAGUAAAGGGUCAUUUCGGACCCAUCAACACGAUUGCUGUUCAUCCGGCUGGUACGAGCUAUGCUUCCGGUGGAGAAGAUGGCUUUGUACGUGUUCAUCACUUCGAGGAGUCCUACUUCAGAGCAAAGCCGUAUGGGGAUCUCCAGCUCGAGGAUUGAAUACGUGCCCUAUUAUUUGGUCUUCCACUGUUUUACCUACUAGAACGACUUCAUGACGUGUAUCCGAAGUGAUGUAUGGAUUGUGCAUCAUGUUGUAUUGAAGCUUGAAAGGCGACAACGGGCCCUGCAUGAGACUCAAUUGUA
This is a messenger RNA of Suillus subaureus, 1250 nucleotides long. Its product is annotated as WD40-repeat-containing domain protein. The coding region runs from base 102 to 1106 and encodes 334 amino acids. Gene Ontology annotation, biological process: cytoplasmic translational initiation. The transcript has 8 exons. Gene Ontology annotation, cellular component: eukaryotic translation initiation factor 3 complex, eIF3m; cytoplasm. Lineage: Eukaryota; Fungi; Basidiomycota; Agaricomycetes; Boletales; Suillaceae. The record is from RefSeq and is a predicted model, not a curated record. Gene Ontology annotation, molecular function: protein binding; translation initiation factor activity; RNA binding.